Molecule: messenger RNA, 631 nt
Organism: Diuraphis noxia (Russian wheat aphid)
Lineage: Eukaryota; Metazoa; Arthropoda; Insecta; Hemiptera; Aphididae
Source: RefSeq, a predicted model, not a curated record
UUUAUUCAUUUAAAAUUGACACAAAUAUUUAAUACACUUGAGGAAAUUCCAACCAAAUAUGGCUUUCAAGGAAAUUUCAAUGUUUUCCAGUCUGGUGAUGGUCGCCAUCUUAAGCUACAGUGCAAUAGAAUGCAAUGCAGAAWCAUUUGAACCAUUAUCAAACCAAGAUUUAUAUACAACAAAAAGCUAUCUUUAUAAAUUGGGAGAAGCUGAAAUGAACUUGAUGGACGAUUUGCAGGCAUUGAACGACAUGAAAACAGAAUAUUUUGAUAGAAAAGUCGAAUUUCCUGCUGUAGAAAGAGCAAGAAAUGAACUUCUCAAGUCCCAAAAUCAGUGGUUCAAAUAUGUUAUACAAUAUAUUGCGGCAAUGAAUGAAUUUGAUCCCACAAUCAAUUAUCAAACCAAAAAUCGAUACCAAAACUAUGAUGACUUGAUAAAUUAUAAAGAUAACCUAGAUGGUACUCGUGCCAAUCUUUACAACCCAGCAUUAAAUACUCUACCAAACAACUAAUUAUAGAAUAACGAUUAAUGUAAUAAUGUUUUGUUUUUAACUAGAUGUAUGUUAUUGUUUUUCUACUAAUCAACAUAACCUAUUUCGGUUUAAAUAAAACAAAUGAAUCAUCUUUAAGUA